CUCAAGCUCGCGUCAUCCUCGAUGGCCGAGGAAGCACCAUCAACAUCAAUUCACACCUACCACUGCCUGUGCACCACGCUCAUCUUGACCACGACACACGACCUACAAACUCUUCCUCGGCGGCAGGAACCCGUUCAAGACGCCGCCCUAGUCCUGGCUCCGCCCGUCGACAUAGCUAGGUCCGAUGCAAUCGAGCUAGAAAGUGCGCAAACAGCGAAUUCUGUUUUGCUCAACGUUGCACCACAGCGCAGACCCGUGAUAAUUCGAAAGGAAGAUGGGUUCGAGAAAAGAACUUUGCUCAAAUGUGCCAGAUGCAAACUAGUCAUAGGAUACAGUCUGGACGAGGCUCAUUGGGCGGACGUGGAGGAACGAGCAAUGCCACUCUAUCUGCUCCCUGGUGGUCUACUCAGCACAGCGGAAAUGGUAGAGGGCAAGGAACCAGCAAGUCCUGCCUGGGCAGAACAAACAUAG
Cladophialophora yegresii CBS 114405 is the source of this 471-nucleotide messenger RNA. RefSeq lists its product as uncharacterized. The coding region runs from base 22 to 471 and encodes 149 amino acids. Lineage: Eukaryota; Fungi; Ascomycota; Eurotiomycetes; Chaetothyriales; Herpotrichiellaceae. The transcript has a single exon. The record is from RefSeq and is a predicted model, not a curated record.